AUGGCAUUUGAUAUUGUGUUCAUCAUGGAAUAUCUCAUACCUAAUGAAAGCAACGAAACAACUAUAUCUCUGUCCAGCGAGUUUUUUCAAAACAAUCUUUCCUUGACCUCAGGACAUCUAGCCUCUCUUGGCGAAAUUAUAGAUGAUUGUAACAAAAAUGGGACUCCUCCUGUGCGUGUGGUCUUCCUUAUCCUAAUCCUUGUACCUGCCCUUCCAGCAAACAUGUUACUGCUCUGGAUGUUGUUAAAGAACAGAAAGACUCUGUCACCUUCUGAGGUUUUAGGUCUCAACAUGGCCGUGCUCAGUGUGCUGUUUUGUCUCAGCCUUCCAUUGGAUAUAUUCAUUUCAACAACAGUUCGCUCAGGACUUCUCUUGCGCAUCUCACACACUUUUGAUACCCUCAGUUACUUCGGGUGCCCACUCCUGCUGACCAGCAUGUGCUUGGAGCGCUAUGUGGCUGUGGCACACCCUGUGAUCUUUAUCAGGCUGGGGAAGUGGGAGUAUCGUGCGGCAUGUUGCGCAAUCAUUUGGUUUCUCACCUUUAUCAUGGCUGUGGUAACCUUUUUCUACACACUCUCUGACACCGCUAUGAUUUUUUCCAUCAAUAUUAAUGUGCUGUUUUGUGUCAUGGUGGCCUGUCUGUUGGGCAUUGUCUGGGUUCUGCGUAAAAAGUGCCCAGGCGAUGGGGACCAAAAUAAUUCAGUUGUAAAGAAGCGAGCUCUAAAAAAUGUUCAAGCAGUGCUGGUUCCCUCAACUAUAACUUAUUUGCCACUGCUAGGUCUGGCCCCUUUUCUGACAGUAAUCCAAAUACUUGCUAAAAAUGGCACAAAUGUCCUUCUCUGUAACUUUCUGGAAUUGUUUAGUGUAAUCCCCAGUUUUGGAGUCUGCAUUGGGCCCAUGUUCUACAAGGCUCGGCUAAGGCAAAUGCUCUGUGGCAUGGAGGACAGAUCAAGAGACACAAGAGUGACCACUACAGACCAGAGAAACUAA
Molecule: messenger RNA, 990 nt
Organism: Clarias gariepinus (North African catfish)
Lineage: Eukaryota; Metazoa; Chordata; Actinopteri; Siluriformes; Clariidae
Product: C-C chemokine receptor type 8-like
Exons: 2
Coding region: 1-990 (329 amino acids)
Biological process (GO): positive regulation of Rho protein signal transduction; phospholipase C-activating G protein-coupled receptor signaling pathway
Cellular component (GO): membrane
Molecular function (GO): G protein-coupled receptor activity
Source: RefSeq, a predicted model, not a curated record